Arachis stenosperma is the source of this 1420-nucleotide messenger RNA. Its product is annotated as aspartic proteinase CDR1-like. Bases 21 to 1346 code for a protein of 441 amino acids. The record is from RefSeq and is a predicted model, not a curated record. Gene Ontology annotation, cellular component: extracellular region. The transcript has a single exon. Gene Ontology annotation, biological process: proteolysis. Gene Ontology annotation, molecular function: aspartic-type endopeptidase activity. NCBI's taxonomy places the organism in Eukaryota, Viridiplantae, Streptophyta, Magnoliopsida, Fabales, Fabaceae.
AGUUCUCCACCAACAACACCAUGCAUAGUCUUUUGUUAUUAUUGUUCUCGUUUUCAGCACAUUUGUACUCACUUUCUAAUUUUAUACCCUUUGUUGAAGCUACUAAAACCCAAACAAGCUUCACCAUUGAUCUUAUUCACCAUGAUUCCCCCCUCUCACCGUUUUAUGACUCUUCAAUGACCUCAUCGGAUAUUUUUAAGAAGGCCGCGCUGCGUUCCAUCGCGCGAUACUCCUUGAGUGAAAGUAGCAAUCAAUUCCCUGAAUCCAUUGUAUUUCCAAAUGGUGCGGCCGGCGAUUACCUUACAAAAAUCUAUAUCGGCACUCCUCCGGUGGAAAGAAUUGCCGUCGCAGACACGGGCAGUGAUCUCAUAUGGGUUCAAUGCUCGCCGUGCGACGACAAUUCUAGUUGUUUCUCCCAAGAUAGCCCACUGUUUGAUCCAAACAACUCUUCCACUUAUACUCCAAUUUCAUGUACCUCAGAAAAUUGCACGUUACUGUACCAAAACCAACAUACAUGUGGAACCUCAAAUGUUUGCGAGUAUUUGUACACGUAUGCCGACGACUCUUACACAAAUGGAGAAUUGGCUUCUGAUUCCAUAAGUUUUGAUUCCACUAGUGGUGUUACAUUUCCAAAUUCAAUUUUUGGAUGUGGCCAUAACAAUACUGUAACGUUUAAUAGCACUAAAAAAGCCACAGGGCUAGUUGGUCUAGGAGCAGGGCCAUUGUCACUAGUUUCACAACUUGGUGACCAAAUUGGUCACAAAUUCUCGUAUUGUUUGGUUUCUUUUGGUUCAAAUUCUACAAGCAAGCUGAAAUUUGGGGACGAUGCAAUCAUUUCAGGAAACGGAGUUGUGUCAACUCCGUUAACCAUCAAUUCCUCUACACCUACUUAUUACAACCUUAAUCUUGAAGGCAUAACCGUUGGUAAUAACACGAUUCAGAGUACUCAAAAUUCUAGCAACAUAAUCAUUGAUUCGGGGACAACGUUUACUUAUCUUGACCCAAGUAUGUUCAAUGAUAUCGUGACUCUGGUCACGGAAUCCUCAGCUGUUGAGGCAGUGCAAGACCCUCCAAAACCGUACGGUUUUUGCGGCAGUUUCCAAGGAUCAAGUGUUAACGUGCCUGAGUUCGUGUUUCACUUUACUGGUGCUGAUGUUGCUUUGCCAACUGAAAACAUGUACACCCUUGUUGACAACAACUUGCUCUGCUUGCUGCUGCUACCCAACACCGGAUUAAAUGGAUUGUCCCUCUUCGGAAAUUUGGCGCAGAUGAAUUUUCAGGUAGAGUAUGAUCUUCAAGGGAAUAAGGUUUCUUUUGCUCCUGCUAAUUGUACUAAUAGUAAUUAGCAUAUUCUUAUUACUUACGCCUUUUGUGUAUUAAAUAAAGUAAGAUAAUAAGAUUGUGUUAUAUCUUAUAUGCA